Molecule: messenger RNA, 1744 nt
Organism: Andrographis paniculata
Lineage: Eukaryota; Viridiplantae; Streptophyta; Magnoliopsida; Lamiales; Acanthaceae
Product: protein HOTHEAD-like
Exons: 4
Coding region: 10-1695 (561 amino acids)
Molecular function (GO): flavin adenine dinucleotide binding; oxidoreductase activity, acting on CH-OH group of donors
Source: RefSeq, a predicted model, not a curated record
AUCGUGAAUAUGAUUUUUCCAAAGUGCUCUACAAUUGCUGCUUCUUUCGCCAUUUUCUUCUUCCUUGCUUUAUCUUAUGCUGAGAAAGCUCCAUACUCAUUUGUGAAAGAAGCCACGGCGGCUCCGGCGGCGGAGUACUACGACUACAUAGUCGCCGGCGGCGGAGCCGCCGGCUGCGCACUGGCGGCGACGCUCUCGGCUUCCGCAAAAGUACUUUUGUUAGAGCGAGGCGGCUCACCGUACGAGAAUUCGAACGUAACCGACCUCGCCGGAUUUGGGAUGUCGCUCGCCGACACGUCGCCAACCUCUGCCGCGCAACAAUUCACCUCCGCCGACGGCGUCUUCAACCACCGCGCCCGCGUGCUCGGCGGCGGCUCCGCCAUCAAUGCCGGGUUCCACGUACGCGCUAGCCACGAGUACGUGCGCGGCGCGGGGUGGUACCCGGCGCUCGUGCGGGAGUCGUACGAGUGGGUCGAGCGGAAAUUGGUGUUCCGGCCGCGGGUUGUGCCGUGGCAGGCGGCGGUGCGCGGCGGGUUGCUUGAGGCCGGAGUGCGGCCGGAUAGAGGUUUCACGUACGAGCAUUUGGUCGGGACGAAAGUCGGAGGAACCAUAGUCGAUGAAAACGGAUACCGGCAUACCGCCGCGGAUUUAUUGGAGUAUGCAGAUUCAGCCAAGACGGCCGUGUUUUUACACGCAACUGUGGAUAAGAUAUUAUUCAACACAUCAUAUGAAAAAAGACCAAAGGCUUAUGGAGUAAUGUUUAAGGACUCUUCCGGUACUCAUCACUCGGCUUACCUUAACAACGGGCCGAAAAAUGAGAUUAUACUAUCGGCCGGGGCAUUAGGCAGCCCACAACUUUUGAUGCUAAGCGGGCUCGGGCCGGCCGAGCAUCUCAAGUCCCACGGAAUCGCCGUAAUAAUGGAGCAACCGAUGGUCGGUCGAGGCAUGGCCGAUAACCCUAGGAACACGAUCGUCGUUCCUACACUUAAGCCAAUGGCAAAAUCCUUAGGACAAGUUGUUGGAGUAACCGAUAUCGGGUGCUACAUUUUAACGUUUAGUGGCUUCUUCGAACAACCUUCAACUCAAACAAUAAUAGCUCAAGAAUACGCGAGGCUCGCAAACCAAACAAAAAAUACGCGUACGGAGACAAGACUUCCGGAACCUUCCGAGUUUCAAGUAGGGCACAUUUUGGAAAAGGUUGCCGGACCUUUCUCGUCGGGGCAUUUGGAGCUCCGUAGCCGGGAUCCAAAUGACAAUCCAAAAGUUACGUUCAACUAUUUUGAGGAUCGUCGUGACUUAGAGAGGUGCGUCAAGGGCAUGAAAAUUAUAAAAAAAGUGAUUGAAUCUGAUCCUACGACGUUUCUUCAGUACCCUUUUAGCUCGUUUCAAGCUCUGAUUGAAUUGAAUUUGGCAAUUCCCUCUAACACGAGGCCGAGACAGGCGGCACGGCGGGGUCCCGCCGUGUCCCUCGAGCAAUUUUGUAAGGAGACCGUAAUGACGGUGUGGCAUUACCAUGGAGGGUGUCAGGUGGAUCGGGUUGUGGAUAGGGACUAUAAGGUAAUCGGCGUCGAUGCUUUGCGCGUAGUUGAUGGAUCCACCUUUAACUACUCUCCGGGAACCAAUCCUCAGGCCACGGUCAUGAUGCUCGGGAGAUAUAUGGGACAUAAGCUUCUUCAAGAACGAUCCAAGUUAUAAAAGAGGGCUUAUCGAAGCAAUAUUAUAUACACGAGGGUUUAAUAGUGAA